This is a messenger RNA of Fusarium odoratissimum NRRL 54006, 957 nucleotides long. RefSeq lists its product as uncharacterized. Gene Ontology annotation, cellular component: cytoplasm; cytosol. The coding region runs from base 1 to 957 and encodes 318 amino acids. The record is from RefSeq and is a predicted model, not a curated record. Gene Ontology annotation, biological process: secondary metabolic process. The transcript has 2 exons. Lineage: Eukaryota; Fungi; Ascomycota; Sordariomycetes; Hypocreales; Nectriaceae. Gene Ontology annotation, molecular function: hydrolase activity; carboxy-lyase activity.
AUGUCUAACAUUCCUCGCAUCGACGUUCACCACCACAUCAUUCCUCCCCAGCUACAAGGAGUCGGAGCUGGCCUGAAAGGUAUGAAAGUCCCAACAUGGAGUGUCCAGAGUGACAGAGCCUUCAACAAUACAUACAACAUCGCCUCUGCCAUAUACUCCGUCAGCACUCCGGGAGUCACCCACAUAACUGAUCCUGAGGAGGGCGCGAGGGUUGCUCGCACAAUGAACGAAUACUCCGCCAGCCUCCGAGACGCAAACCCAAAUAACGGGUUCUUUGCGACAGUUCCGCCUCUGCAGCACACCGAUCUUGUUCUUGAGGAACUACGCUAUGCGUUUGAUACUCUCCAGGCGGAUGGAGUCACCUUGUUCACCAGCUAUGCCACCCCUCAGGGAUAUCUCGGACAUGCCGAAUAUGUUCCAAUCUGGGAAGAGCUGAAUCGCCGCAAGGCUGUUGUCUUUGUCCAUCCCAUCAACAACGUUGCCGCCGUCUACUUUGACGAGCGACUUCCAAUGCCGGCUUUUGAUUGGCCACACGAAACAGGACGUACAGCCAUGGACUUGAUUCUCAACAGACGUCUCGAGCAGUUUCCCGAUGUCAAGAUCAUUCUCUCACACGCUGGCGGAACACUUGCUGCCCUUGUCCAGCGAGCGACAAUGAUAGCCUUGCCUGAAUUUGGGGAGAUCAUGAGCGCAGAGGACAUUAUUAAACAAGCGAACCAGUUCUACUUUGAUACGGCACUUUCGGGAAGUCAGGAGGUGUUUCCUAUGAUACUCAGAUUCGCCAAGCCGGGGCAUUUGCUUUUUGGUAGUGAUUUUCCGCAUGCGCCUGAGGAACUAAGCAACCACUUUACUAAGUUUGUUGAUGCGUUCCCGUUGGAAGAUGAAAAGAAGAAGGAUAUUUACUACGAAGCGGCUUUGAAGCUGUUUCCAAGACUCGAGGGGAACUUUCAUCGUUGA